GAAGAUGCAGAGAAAGAAGAAAUGAAAAAAUGGAUUCGUGAAAUGCAAGAGGAAGCGGAGAAAAUAAAAAAAAUUAAAAGCGAAGAAGCCAAACGGAUGAACGAUACGCCUAGCACGUGGUCUGCAAUGGUCGCGUUACCAACUUCAUUACCAGAAACUGAUAGUAGGUCGAUAUGGAUAGGUAAUCUUGAUCAGGAAACUACGGUAGAAGAAUUGAACGAACGUUUUAAAAAUUGUGGUGCCAUCAGUAGAACGACAAUACCGUGUGAUAAGUUAAGCGGUAAAUCAAAAGGGUUUGCUUACAUUGAGUUCCUGGACGCUGAUUCAGUUGGCCUCGCUAUGACAUUUAAUUACUCAGUUUUACGCGGACGUAAGAUCAAAGUA
Molecule: messenger RNA, 384 nt
Organism: Helobdella robusta
Lineage: Eukaryota; Metazoa; Annelida; Clitellata; Rhynchobdellida; Glossiphoniidae
Exons: 2
Molecular function (GO): RNA binding
Source: RefSeq, a predicted model, not a curated record